This is a messenger RNA of Knipowitschia caucasica, 3579 nucleotides long. The record is from the annotation of a GenBank genome assembly. Lineage: Eukaryota; Metazoa; Chordata; Actinopteri; Gobiiformes; Gobiidae.
AUGGCCGCUGAAGGAGAGGAGCUGGAGGGGCUGGCGGACCGCGAGGAGAGCCCCUGCCUCGAUAACGGAGACACCGAAGAAGAGGAAGAGGCGUCGCAGGGAAACCAAACUCCGUCCAGCCCCCACGACUCCGGCAUCGGCGAGUUCUACGAGUCCAAAGACGACCCGGAGGACGUCACCGAGGAUAUAUCCGACGAACUGGACCCGGACGUGGACAACAUGGCGGACGAGGAGGACCAGAGGGAGAUGAACGGCUGGAGGAACGCCGGGAAGAAAGGCCGGGUCAAAAACAGCGUGUCCUUUUCCGAAGCGAACCCGGCUUAUGCCCCGAAAGGCAGCGGCGUUCCUCGACACAAACAAGCCCGGAGACGCAACCACCACCACCACCAACCAACCCGAGGCCGGCGAAAGACCGGCAACCAGCUGUUAGCCUCGUUAAAGGAGACGCUGUCCGAAUCCGUGGGCUUGUGGUGCAUGUCCUGCGUCCAUAUGAUGAUAGAAAUCAUAGUGACUUUGACUCAUAACUGUGGCGUGGCGGUGGAAGCCGGCGGGGUCAGAUUGUACAACUUUGGGCAGAAACUGGUGGGUAAAGUCUCGGAUGUAGACGCGAUGAGGGCAGACGCGUCCCGGAUGUUCAAUUGGACUAAAAGCAACGCGUGGAAUAUUAAAGACAGACUAGUUACGUACGGGAAAAUCACAAUGUCUUCUGCCUUAACGUGCUGUAAACUUUUCUGCGCCCUGGCGUUUCUUGCUUUUCUCUGGAUGCGAGGAGUUGCGGGGCGCGUCGGCGGAGAGCGGGGGAAGCGGCUCUGGACGUAUAUUCAAGAGUCGAGGUUUUGGCAGAAGUUGGUGGGGUUGAUAGAGAAUGUAAGGAACAGUUUUAGGAGGAAAUGCGCCCCGUCCAGCCCAGAGUCCCCGGGGCAGGGGGGCAGAGGGGCACCAGGGCAGGAGCUGGAGCGGCUGCUGGCCCUGGCCGACGUCCCGGAGGAGGAGCUGGACCCCUUUUCGGUGCUGGGGGUGGAGGUGCACGCGACGGAGGCGGAGCUGAAGAAGGCGUACCGGCAGCUGGCGGUGCAGGUUCAUCCGGACAAAAACAAACACCCUCGAGCCGGAGAGGCGUUCAAAGUACUGCGCGCCGCCUGGGACAUCGUCAGUAACCCCGAGACCAGACGAGAGUACGAGCUGAAGAGGAUGGCGGCAUCUGAACUCUCCAAGUCCAUGAACGAGUUUCUCACUAAACUCCAGGACGACCUGAAAGAAGCGAUGAACACCAUGAUGUGCACCAAGUGUGAAGGAAAACACAAGCGUUUCGAGAUGGACCGCGAGCCGUCCGCGGCGCGCUUCUGUGCCGAGUGUAACCGUUGCCAUAGCGCCGAAGAGGGCGACCUGUGGGCGGAGUCAAGCAUGCUGGGUCUACGCAUCACCUACUUCGCCUGCAUGGACGGGAAAGUCUACGACAUCACAGGAUCACAGGUACACGUCGCUCUCACGGGAUCACAGGUACACGUCGCUCUCACGGGAUCACAGGUACACGCCUUUCUCAUGGGAUCACAGGUACACGCCUUUCUCAUGGGAUCACAGGGACACGCCUUUCUCAUGGGAUCACAGGGACACGCCGUUCUCAGGGGAUCACAGGGACACGCCGUUCUCAGGGGAUCACAGGGACACGCCGUUCUCAGGGGAUCACAGGGACACACCGUUCUCAAGAAUCACAGGGACACGCCGUUCUCAGGGGAUCACAGGGACACACCGUUCUCAGGGGAUCACAGGGACACGCCGCUCUCACGGGAUCACAGGGACACGCCGCUCUCACGGGAUCACAGGGACACGCCGUUCUCAGGGGAUCACAGGGACACACCGUUCUCAGGGGAUCACAGGGACACGCCGCUCUCACGGGAUCACAGGGACACGCCGCUCUCAUGGGAUGACAGGGACACGCCGUUCUCAGGGGAUCACAGGGACACGCCGUUCUCAGGGGAUCACAGGGACACGCCGUUCUCAGGGGAUCACAGGGACACGCCGUUCUCAGGGGAUCACAGGGACACGCCGUUCUCAGGGGAUCACAGGGACACGCCGUUCUCAGGGGAUCACAGGGACACGCCGUUCUCAGGGGAUCACAGGGACACGCCGCUCUCACGGGAUCACAGGGACACGCCGUUCUCAGGGGAUCACAGGGACACGCCGUUCUCAGGGGAUCACAGGGACACGCCGUUCUCAGGGGAUCACAGGGACACACCGUUCUCAGGGGAUCACAGGGACACGCCGCUCUCACGGGAUCACAGGGACACGCCGUUCUCAGGGGAUCACAGAGACACACCGUUCUCAGGGGAUCACAGCGACACGCCAUUCUCAGGGGAUCACAGGGACACGCCGCUCUCACGGGAUCACAGGGACACGCCGCUCUCACGGGAUCACAGGCACACGCCGUUCUCAGGGGAUCACAGGGACACGCCGUUCUCAGGGGAUCACAGGGACACGCCGCUCUCACGGGAUCACAGGCACACGCCGUUCUCAGGGGAUCACAGGGACACGCCGCUCUCACGGGAUCACAGGGACACGCCGCUCUCACGGGAUGACAGGGACACGCCGUUCUCAGGGGAUGACAGGGACACGCCGUUCUCAGGGGAUCACAGGGACACGCCGCUCUCACGGGAUCACAGGGACACGCCGCUCUCACGGGAUCACAGGGACACGCCGCUCUCACGGGAUGACAGGGACACGCCGUUCUCAGGGGAUGACAGGGACACGCCGUUCUCAGGGGAUCACAGGGACACGCCGUUCUCAGGGGAUCACAGGGACACGCCGUUCUCAGGGGAUCACAGGGACACGCCGUUCUCAGGGGAUCACAGGGACACACCGUUCUCAGGGGAUCACAGGGACACGCCGCUCUCACGGGAUCACAGGGACACGCCGUUCUCACGGGAUCACAGGGACACGCCGCUCUCACGGGAUCACAGGGACACACCGUUCUCAGGGGAUCACAGGGACACGCCGUUCUCAGGGGAUCACAGGGACACGCCGUUCUCAGGGGAUCACAGGGACACGCCGCUCUCACGGGAUCACAGGGACACGCCGUUCUCAGGGGAUCACAGGGACACGCCAUUCUCAGGGGAUCACAAGGACACGCCGCUCUCACGGGAUCACAGGGACACGCCGCUCUCACGGGAUCACAGGGACACGCCGUUCUCAGGGGAUCACAGGGACACACCAUUCUCAGGGGAUCACAGGGACACGCCGCUCUCACGGGAUCACAGGGACACGCCGCUCUCACAGGAUCACAGGGACACACCGUUCUCACGGGAUCACAGGGACACGCCGCUCUCACGGGAUCACAGGGACACGCCGUUCUCAGGGGAUCACAGGGACACGCCAUUCUCAGGGGAUCACAGGGACACGCCGUUCUCAGGGGAUCACAGGGACACGCCGUUCUCAGGGGAUCACAGGGACACGCCGUUCUCAGGGGAUCACAGGGACACGCCGUUCUCAGGGGAUCACAGGGACACGCCGUUCUCAGGGGAUCACAGGUACUCUGGGACUGGUUCCGGAGCGUUGAGACAGAGACAGCACCGGGUGAAGUGA